Molecule: messenger RNA, 825 nt
Organism: Lolium rigidum
Lineage: Eukaryota; Viridiplantae; Streptophyta; Magnoliopsida; Poales; Poaceae
Product: expansin-B2-like
Exons: 3
Coding region: 1-825 (274 amino acids)
Biological process (GO): sexual reproduction
Cellular component (GO): extracellular region
Source: RefSeq, a predicted model, not a curated record
AUGGCUGGUGUCACCAGCAAUGGCGCCGUCGCGCUUGUCGUUGUCGCGCUCCUCUCCCUUGUCGUCCCGUCCGUCCGUUCUGCAGUCGACAACGGCGUCUCCGCCGCUAGAUCCUACAACUCCGGCUGGCUCCCCGCCAAGGCCACCUGGUACGGCCAGCCCAACGGCGCCGGCCCCGACGACAACGGUGGUGCUUGCGGCUUCAAGAACGUGAACCAGUACCCCUUGUCCGCCAUGACUUCGUGCGGCAACGAGCCCCUCUUCCAGGGUGGCGCUGGCUGCGGCACCUGCUACCAGAUACGGUGCACGAGAACCAACAACCCUGCGUGCUCCAGCCAGACAAAGACGGUGGUGAUCACCGACAUGAACUACUACCCCGUGGCCAAGUACCACUUCGACCUCAGCGGCACGGCGUUCGGCGCGCUGGCGAUGCCGGGCCAGAACGACCAGCUCCGGCACGCGGGCAUCAUUGACAUGCAGUUCAGGAGGGUGCCCUGCAACUUCGCCGGCAUGAAGCUGGGCUUCUACGUCCUGCGUGGCGCCAACCCCAACUACCUCCCGGUGCUGGUGCAGUAUGCCAACCGGGACGGCACCGUCGUGAAGAUGGACCUCAUGCGCUCCACGAACGGCCGCCCCACAGGGCGAUGGGAGCCCAUGUACCGCUCCUGGGGCUCUGUCUGGCGGUGCGACUCCAGGGACGCGCUGCUGGGGCCGCUCUCGCUGCGCGUCACCAGCGAGUCCGGCAAGACGCUUGUCGCCAACAAUGUCAUCCCCAAUGGCUGGAAGGGCGACACCAGCUACUCGUCCAACAUCCAGUUCUCUUGA